Messenger RNA from Zerene cesonia (dogface butterfly), 2111 nucleotides. RefSeq lists its product as uncharacterized. The transcript has 6 exons. NCBI's taxonomy places the organism in Eukaryota, Metazoa, Arthropoda, Insecta, Lepidoptera, Pieridae. Bases 223 to 2049 code for a protein of 608 amino acids. The record is from RefSeq and is a predicted model, not a curated record.
GAGUCGAAGUGGUUAUAUGAAAUCAGUGCUACAUACGUCGGCGUCGCUUGCGUUUUAGGGCUGGUCAGUUAUUUGUUACUAAUAAUAAUUAUACGUUAAUUGAACGUGAACAGCCGUGCAGGUGUGACUACGAUUGGGAAUCGCGAUAUAUAUUUUUCUGUUUGGACAGUUACUAAAUUUAUAACAUAAAAGCUAUCGAGUAACGCAGGGUUGGGCUCCACGAUGAAGCUCUCCCUGGUUUUUGAACUACUUUUAAUUUUUGUGCUAAUAGCAUUUGCUGCCUCCAAAAAUAUCAAUAAACGGAAGAACAAUAAUAAAGGACUUCGUAAUAAAGACGAUGAUAUUAAAAUUGAAGAGAGUAGUCUAAACAGAUACUGCAAAUGCUCGGAAUCAUUGUGUAAUUGCUGCAGAGAUUUCGCGGUGCCGGUUGUUAAUUUGAACGGUCCAGGAUGUGCCUCACUAAUGUAUUUGACGGGGGACAAAAUGUCAAUAUCUCUGAGUUUUGGCAAGAAAGUGAUCACAAAUCGGACCGUUGCCAGCCGUAAGCCGAGUCCAGUCUGCAUGCCUCUACCGGGAGGCGUAUCGAAAUUUUGUGGACGUGUUUACAAUAUCGCAAGAACAGGAGAAGAUUUCCGCGCAUGCCUCGGAUUAGAAUUGCAAGCUAAAAGCACUGUCGAAGCUGCAGUCAGAGUAUCCUGCUUUAAAUUCGGCCCACGAGGUGUCACAUCUGAACCAGCUGACCCUUUGCCAUUGGUUCCUCAAGAAGAAACGGAGACGGAGGAUGAUGACGACGAUGAUGAUGAUGAUGAAGACGACUUCGGUCUCGGCGCCGAUGAUGACGAUGAUGAGGUUGAGGAUGAUGAUGAUGAUGACGACGGUGAAAUAGAUGCCGUCAACGAUGUCGAUACUGCGGAUUAUACAGGUUUUAGUCUUUUAGGAGAAGACUUAUUAGGAGACCUGUUUGGAUCAUCCGGCGGUAAAAAGCCCAAUAAAAAUAGAAAUAAACAAGCCCCAACUUCUUCUACUUCUACCACUACCCGUCGACCAAGACCCAACCGUCGCACUACUAGAAGACCAAAUACUAGAACUACACCAAGACCAGUAACGAGAACAACCACUGUAAGAGUCAGGCCUAUCAAUAGGCGUCCAACACGAAGACCAGGAAGAAGGCCUACUCGACGACCAACUGCAGGUACUACUAGUGCAGACAGUUUUCCCGAAUCAAGCAUUUCCACUGCUUCCGAUUCUAUAUCUGCAAGUUCUGAAAUGCAAGACAGUCACACAUCAACUACAGUAGGUGUUCAAAGCUCCCCAGCCAGCAUGGAAAAUAUUGAAAUGAACGACAAAAUUGUUCCUAUUAAUGAUAAAACUCCAUUAACCAUUGCGGCGACCACACCGAUUACUGCAACGAGUUUUGAAGAUUCUGGUCUAGAAAUGUCAUUAGCUCAUAUUACAGGUCAACUUUCUGUGAUGCCUGUAACCCAAAUCAUUCCCACUUUGUCAAAAGAGGAAACCAAAUCUAGUGAAGAGCAAACUUAUGAGAAAGUUCAAACUAUAACACCCAAACCUCACUCAACUAUCCCAUUUGCCACAGUAGUUGAUGACGAUGAAGUAAAAGAAGAUAUGGUACAGAUUGUACAGAGUCUUGAUUCUCAUUCUGCCGAACAUGAAGCUGACAAAGAAGGAGAUGUAGAUGAAAGUCGCGGUCACAAUCAUUUUCCUAACCAUCAUUAUGAAGGACUGGUUUUACCGAAGAAGAAACACAGAGGUGAACAAUUUGAUUUGGAAGACUUAGACGUGCUUGAUUUAACUAAAAUUGGUGAAAGUGUCGGACACCAGCUAGGUAUUUUUGGCCGCCAUAAAAGGCAGAACAAAAAUAAAGACAACAAAACUCAUAAACAUAAAAAGCAACAUAACAAUGAUUAUGGUGAUGUCCUUGGAAUUGAUGCUCUCAAUGAAAGCUUAGGGUUACCCGAUAUCGAAGUUGGAAGAAGAAGAAGUAGCAGGAGGCAAAAUAAAAUGAUGCGUGGGGAAUGGUCUCAGAAAUAAAGAGGAUUUGAAUAAGUAAUUUAUGAUGUAAGCUUAUUUAUUUAUUUUAAAUUAUUCGUUUC